AUGGGCUCCUAUAAAUCCUGUCAAGCCGACAGCUACAGCUCAACAGAUAGCUCAUCAUCAAAAAGCACGGCAGCAACAAUCCACAGUCACAGAAUAGCUCCUCAACCGCACAAAAGUGACUGGCCCACCAACCCGACCCACAAACAUACAUACAGACCUGAAACCGAGGCCCAAGUCAAGUACGAAUGCUGCGAGCUACUGCCCCGCUCCUCAACCUCGACUUAUGCCUCAACAACAGACUCCAUAGCCGAGCUUGACCCGGAGCCUCAACCAACUGAACCCGCAAGCUUCCAUGAAGGCCGCUACUGCGUAAACGAGCGGCAAGAAUUCUACCCAUUAGAUGCAAUCCCCUCAACACCUUCAUCAUUUGCGCCCCUCUUCCCCUCGUCGCGGCGGCUACUCAUUCGCCACGAUGAUGCAACCAUUGACGGCAAUAUGAACCUGCGCGUCGACACGCCCGUCCACCUCCGUGACGGCUCCCAGCGCGAUGUCAUCCUCUUCCACCUGCGCAUGUACGACCUCUUCUCGCGAAAGUUCUCACUCAGGCGGUACUGCCGGGACUCGGGGCGCGAGGUGUGCCAUUCUGCAAGGCGGGAGGUUGUACCUGCUCGUGAGCGAAGGCCUGCGCUGCGAACCUCGUGGAGUAGUGUUUUUGCUGGGCUUAGGCCUGGUUCAGCGGGUGGGCAUUGUCCACCAAAUGAGGAGCUCGAGAGACAGAAUUCAGGGCAUGGGGCUGGCUGCGCACAUGGACAUGGACAUGGUCAUGAUGCACGGGAAGAGGCAGAUAAAGAGACGACUGAAGAGAAUGAGUUGGAGAAGGAAGGACAGUUUGCUCUGCCGAUCCUGGGUGAGACGAUUUUGCUCGAAUUCUCGAAUUACGCGCAUGUUGAGCUGCGCCGGAAAGGGCCCGGCUCGACUAAAAAAUACGAGUUCGAGUAUUGGUCCACGAAGUAUCAGUGGAGGAGAGAGGUCCGCAAAGAGGGUGAUCUGCAUGAAGUGUCUUAUUUCUUGGUUGACACGCGCACUUCCAAGACUAUUGCUCAUUUAGUACCGGAUACGCUAGCACCGCUAGAGGUUGUCGAAGAAGAGAGUAAGGGGGGUUGGGUGCCGCCUUGUUCAUUGUGGAUCAGUGAUCCUGGAGUUUACAAGACGAUGCCUGAUGUUGCCGAGUAA
Molecule: messenger RNA, 1173 nt
Organism: Penicillium griseofulvum
Lineage: Eukaryota; Fungi; Ascomycota; Eurotiomycetes; Eurotiales; Aspergillaceae
Exons: 1
Coding region: 1-1173 (390 amino acids)
Source: RefSeq, a predicted model, not a curated record